GUGGAAAAUUUACAUAACGUAUAUAAAGUUUAUAUCAAGUUAAUGUUUGAGUGCAACUAAAACUUAAAGCAGAUAAAUUGACCCGGGGUCUGGUGCGUGGCUCCUGCAGCAGAUGCCCGCAGGUCUGCAGGCCGUCUGAGAGCAGCUGUCGGCGGGACCACAGCCGGACUGUGACCGCGGACCUCUGGACUCUGCAGCCGUGAAACCUCCGCAGCUUUCCUUCAGUUUCUGCGUGCAGACAUGAAGAGGAGACUCCUGCUGGUGUCCAACUCCACCCUGCACGGCAGCGGGUACCUGGACCACUGUCAGCACCACAUCUCACGCUUCUUCGGAAAAGAUGUGAAGCGGGUGCUGUUUGUGCCGUACGCUCUCCACGACAGGGACGCCUACACCAAAACCGCCAGAGACAAGUUUAAGACUCUGGGUUACGAGGUGGACGGCAUCCACGAGGCCCCGGACCCCGUCGACGCCGUCCGGAAGGCUGAGGGUAUUUUUAUAGGAGGAGGAAACACUUUCCGGCUCCUGAAGAGUCUCUAUGACAACAAGGUGGUGACGGAGAUCCGGAGGAGAGUCCUCGAGGACGGCGUCCCCUACAUGGGCUCCAGUGCCGGCACCAACGUGGCCACCGUCAGCAUCAACACCACCAACGACAUGCCCAUCGUCUACCCUCCGUCCUUCUCCGCCAUUGGCCUCGUCCCCUUCAACAUCAACCCGCACUACCUGGACCCCGACCUCAAAAGCCGCCACAUGGGGUGAACCAGAGAGCAGAGGAUCACCCAGUACCAUGAAGAACCUGAUACUCCUUGUGUCCUGGGUCUGAGGGAGGGAUCCCUGCUGCUGGUGGAGGGCGACAAAGCCACACUACUGGGAACCACCAAGGCCAGACUCUUCACCCGGGGGAAGCCCACAGUGGAGUACGACCCAGGUAGUGACCUCAGCUUCCUGCUCACACGUUGACCAAUCAGAGGGAAACAGGAAACAAGUGCCAGUGUCUCACCCUUUCACAAUAUUGUUGUGGAUGAAUGUUGUGGUUGAAACACAAUAAAUAUUAAAAGUCCA
Micropterus salmoides (largemouth bass) is the source of this 1059-nucleotide messenger RNA. RefSeq names its product alpha-aspartyl dipeptidase-like. Gene Ontology annotation, molecular function: serine-type peptidase activity. The transcript is spliced from 8 exons. Gene Ontology annotation, biological process: proteolysis. Lineage: Eukaryota; Metazoa; Chordata; Actinopteri; Centrarchiformes; Centrarchidae. The record is from RefSeq and is a predicted model, not a curated record.